Messenger RNA from Hippocampus zosterae (dwarf seahorse), 2006 nucleotides. RefSeq lists its product as uncharacterized. The record is from RefSeq and is a predicted model, not a curated record. The coding region runs from base 445 to 1275 and encodes 276 amino acids. The transcript is spliced from 7 exons. NCBI's taxonomy places the organism in Eukaryota, Metazoa, Chordata, Actinopteri, Syngnathiformes, Syngnathidae.
AAAAAAAAAAGCAAUGAGCUCGACGAGUCACAGCUGUCAUGACUCAACACUCGCAUUGUUUUCUGGACUGUUGACUGUUGGUCCAGCAAAAGGUCAACAUUGUGCAAUCAGAGAUUUACAAAGCACCUCCCCCUCCGCUGAAUCUUCUUGGCCAAUCAGGAGUGCGAAUGUCAACCAAUCAGGGCCGGAGAGCCCAUUUUGCCGCUCAGCUGGCCUAAUGAGCUGCGGCCUGUUUUCAAAUGCAAACGACAUCAAGUGAACUGAAUCAGUGUCCAAAUCCAAAAUCAGGAGGGAAGGAAAAAAAAAACACACACACACACACAAGUGACAUUGAGAACGGGGGGGGGUCAGUGAAGGAAGCGACGGAAAGCUUUUGAAAACAAAAGCGUCCCGAGAGCAAAGUGACGCAGUCCUCGGGCGAGUCAGCCGCCGCGGUUGUUGCAAAUGAGGAUGAAGCCCAAUGAAAGGAAGCGAGCCUUGUUGGCCAUCAGGGAAAACAUUGAGAUGGAAUUGUUCUCGUCUGAAGAAUCCUGCGAGGCGCGAUCAUCAACGCAAGAGCUGCAGGAAGAGGCUCGCUUUUACCAGAACUUGGAGCACCCUCUGGUCUGCAUUUGUGAGGAAGAGCCGACAUUGGAAGUGCCAGGCCAUCAAGACAGACCACAGAAGACCAAACCCGACACGGUGACCCCUGUCAGGGAAAAUAAAACCGGUGAAAGCCGUCCGCUUCCACCUGUCUUCAUGGAGGACAUUGAGAUAGAAAUGGAGGUGCUUCCUCACUACACAAAGUCUGAGGCUCAACGCGUAGGGCUCAUCACCCCGACGUUUCACGCAACCUCUUCAAACAAAGCAAGUCGAAUGAAAUGGAAGCGAGUGACUCCGCAGACGAGCGGCCUGGAGGUCAAAGAUGUGCUGUGCUUACCCAGAGGUCACUACGACGCAGAAAGCGCCAGAAACGGCGCGCCGCAAGGCAAAGAGCGAGCGGCGCUCUCGGCGAUGGGACUGAGCGCCCGGAUCACCAUCGACCGCCGAUGGUCCGCCAAACAGAUGGAGAGUCGCUUGGCGGCGCUUUUCCGAGGGCGGGUGGCAAAAGGGAGCGGACAAAGGUUUUCCUUUUCCUAUUUACAGUGCAUCCAGGGGGUUCUGUUGCCCCCGGUGGCACCUGCGGACGGCUGGACUGCAGCGCGGGUCCUCGGGAUCGCGGGACCGGGUGCUCUGUAUAUAUUCUGCCACCAUGAACACAUGCAGGGGAGAAUUUCGUCUGCAGGAAUCGAGUGAGAGAUGCCAAGAUGGAGAUCAUCCACAGGACCGCCGCGACCCGCCUCACGCUUGACCUCCGGUUGACGGCGUGAGCUUUAGUUGUUCCAAUAACAACAAUUAAAAAUCCGCCACUGAUCAGGAUCAUGGAAGGAACGACUCUCGUUGAAGUAGAACUGCCAAAUAUCAAUUCCAAAAACGUUCCUUCAUAAAAUGUCUUCCAAAUUGUAGUUGGACCUUGUUUGAAUGAAAACAUUUGACUUGUAGGAGGUCAAAAGGUCGAAAGGUCACGGAUCACUUCCGGUCCACAUCUUGCCGGGAUUGUUCCAACUAUUUUUGGAUGAUAAUCACGUCACCGAGGGUUUGUUGAUGAUGAUGAUGAUGAUGACUCGGCUUGCUAAUUGGUCUCUUUCCUGGCGGUUUUUAAAAAUGAUUCGUAUGGACGCAUGAAAUCUUGUGUUUUGUUUUGUUUUUAAAUAGGCAGCCACUCUUUCGGGUGCCUUUUGUGAGCGUGUGGAAACGUCUCAGUCAAAACUGCUAACAAAUAAACCCCAAAUCAAGUUUCCGUGUAACGAGGGCUUUCCCUGACCUUCAAAUAAGGCAACCGAAAGAUGACUACAAUCGGAGAAAAAUAUUUAUCUAAUUGACUGGACGUUUCGUAACUGACCAAAGGUUUGGCUUUUAGUGUUUGGAAUUGUUCUUAAAUGCUUUCUGAGUGGUAUGACAUUAAACAUUUGAGUUGACCGAACAAA